AUGGAAGAUAAGUAUAUGGAAAUUAAAUCUAGUGAAGAUGAUUUAAUGGCUUCAACUGGUAGUAUUUUAAGUGGUGUAAUUGGAUCUAUUCCGGUCGUUGGUAGCUUUCUAAGUGGUAUUUUUGGUGCAUUUUGGCCAGGCCCUAAGUAUCUAACUGUUGAAGACUUUGAAAAAGAAAUUAAAAAAUUAAAAGAACAAAUGAUUGCUCUGAUGGAUCAAAAGAUUGAUGCUGCACUUGAUAGAGUUUUUAAUGCAAUUAUUGACACUGAAGUUUUAGCUUUAUUAAAUUCUGGUAAUAAUUUUUCAGAUGCUGUCAAUUUAUGGGCAGAAAGAAAUGGCCAAAAAGUCUCCAAUGUACCAAAAAAAAAAAGUAAAUUUGCUAUGGAAAUUCAAGAUUUAGGUGAUGAAGCAAUUAAAGAGCUAUGCAGAACUCAAUAUCAAAUAUUCACUGGUGAUGCUGAAAGAUGUCUUAUCCUAUUAUCUGAUGAUAGAUUUAAUGAAUAUUCAUUAAAUUCCCUCGUUUUUACAAUGGCACAUUAUGUUUCUUCCCAAUUGGAAUGUAUUACCAAUGGUGUCACAUGGGGUUUUCCAGAGAGUUUUAUUGAAGGUAAUGGAGGAAGUAUUAUUGGUGUAAAGGCAAAACUCCGUGAAAAAAUCAACAGAUUCCAUAUGGAUUGCGGAAAAGCCUAUCAAAAAGCAUUAAAAAAGGGUGCUCAGACUUCCCAUAUAGAUGUUAUGAGGACUGUGGUUGCAGCAGGUUUAGUUCACUAUUCAGAUAAAAGAUUAUUUGAAUAUCCUGUUAUCAAAUUGGAAAAUCUCCCAUCAGAAUUUGUUUUGGAAAAAUUUAAUAAAACAUAUGUUCCCAUGAUGUUUUAUUAUCGUAACAAAGCCACAACUAAGGAAGAUCAUGCUAUAGAUCAUGUUACAGGUCAAUGGCAAGUUACAACUCUACUUAAUCAACCUCGUGAUGAACAAUUAGUAUUCACCUUUAAAUUUAUUACCCCUCCAUGUAAAAAAUUUAAUUUAAGACUUCAUAUUGCUGCAUUUAAAUCCAAUGAAUAUACUGUCAAUGUAAAACAUAGAGAUGGUACUGUUUUUUCAAUCAAAACAAAUUCUUUAACCAAUAACUGUCCAACUAUGGAAGUAAUUAGACAAACUAUAAUUAAUGGUGGCCAAGUUCCAUCUGAUAUAAAGUAUGGAAUUUAUUCAAAAACAUUUGAAUUAUCAUCCCCUGUUACAUCAUUAGAAUUAAAGAUACUCAGUAUUCAUUCCUCAGGCAGCCAAUCUGAUUGUCUUCACUUUGAGGAUUUAAAUGUUACACUAUUGGAAUAG
Messenger RNA from Dictyostelium purpureum, 1332 nucleotides. RefSeq lists its product as uncharacterized. The transcript has 2 exons. NCBI's taxonomy places the organism in Eukaryota, Evosea, Eumycetozoa, Dictyosteliales, Dictyosteliaceae. Bases 1 to 1332 code for a protein of 443 amino acids. Gene Ontology annotation, molecular function: toxin activity. The record is from RefSeq and is a predicted model, not a curated record.